This is a messenger RNA of Sesamum indicum (sesame), 684 nucleotides long. RefSeq lists its product as uncharacterized. The record is from RefSeq and is a predicted model, not a curated record. Lineage: Eukaryota; Viridiplantae; Streptophyta; Magnoliopsida; Lamiales; Pedaliaceae.
AAAACGUGGGAAUGAGAUAAAAUAAAAACUCAAAAGUAGCAUAUUGCAGGCAACAUAACAGUAACUAAGACAAAGCAGGAAUCAGGGUGGGUCGAGCUCCGGCGACGGGGGUUCGUCGGCUUUCAUCCCUUACAUUCGGAGCUCCGAUCCGUUUCGAUAUAUAAAUAUAUAUACAUACAUAGAACUGGUAUUUAAGAAAAGUCAUCUGAUCGGACGGCGGAGAGAUGAAGGGCCCUUGUUCUGUCAUUGCGUCGUCGGUGAUCGCCGCUUCCACCGUCGUUCUUUCUUCCUCCCCCUCCUCCUUUACUCCCGGUGACCGUGACCUCCCCGUCAAUCCCUCCAUCACUCAGAAAGGAAAAUCCAUGAGCGCAGGCGCGCCCUCGCCGGAGAAGGGAAAAUUUGCACCAAAUUUUGAUGGUUUGAGGUUCAUAGAGACGCUGAUCACGGCUCACAGGUGACCCAAUUUGCCCCAAAAGUGAGGUUAAUUUGAGUGGAAUUUGCAUGGCAAGUUGCAACAUUUUCAGAGGGAAUAGUGUGUGUUUUGGCGGCUACUGUAGCUGGACAUAUUGGCUGCUUCUUCUUGAAUCUUGAUCAGUAUGUUAAUGAUAAGUUGACAAUUUUGUUUGUUCAUGAUCAUGGAUUGUAGUUUCCAAUGCAUCCCCGUGAGUUGUUCAAGUGUGCAGA